This is a messenger RNA of Talaromyces stipitatus ATCC 10500, 519 nucleotides long. RefSeq lists its product as uncharacterized. The transcript has 2 exons. The coding region runs from base 1 to 519 and encodes 172 amino acids. The record is from RefSeq and is a predicted model, not a curated record. Lineage: Eukaryota; Fungi; Ascomycota; Eurotiomycetes; Eurotiales; Trichocomaceae.
AUGGCGGGCAGCCCAAAUGCACCACAGCUGGGCCUCCAGCCAUCAACUAUACGCGACCACGCGAUCCAACUUGAAGCAGACAUACGCGCCUUGAAGGAAUACCAAGUCAAUCCAAAUAUGAUUAAACCACUACUCGAAAGCUUUAUCAGCUAUCUGCAGAAGACACAGGACCUUCCAACCACAAGCGAACUGACCGCUGCAGUCCAUGCGACGGCACGCGCUCAGCAAAUUCUCAGCAAAGACAUCACGGAAAUCAAGAACUUCCUCGCAGCUCCGGCCAGGAAAUCAACUAUCCCUAGCUAUGCACAAGUACUGAAGGACCCCUACAUAGUAAAGCCCACCAUGCAGACACGCCCAUCGAUGGGUCACCAGGAAAUCCUAGUCAAACUGAAUCCCACAGACGUAGAAAGACAGGCUCAACGCGCAACAGCAGAAGAAAUCAAGCAAAAGAUAAAUAAUGCAUUAGCGAAUCACAAGGACCCCGAUUUAAAGAAAACGCAAAUUUUAGCGGUGAAAUGA